UAAUUUCUUUCAAAAAAAAAUAAAAAUUAAUUAAUUAGUUCAAAAAAAGAGUUUAGGCAAUUUGGUCAAUUUGCCUAUAAAUAUCCGAUUCCAAUUCCCCUUUUCUCCCCAAGUCCAUAUUCCCCGAAAUCAUUACACCAACCUCAUAUACAAUUAUACAUCCAUCAUCACCUUAUUCACGUCUUCUUCUUUCUCUCUCCUCUCAUUCCUCAAUUAUUCCUCCCGAUUCCCCAAAUUUAAUCAAAUUAAUCCCCUUAAUUCUGUAAAUUCGAUUUAAUCGGAACCCUAAUUGCCGAACUUAUGUUGAAAUUGCCCAGAAUUUCGAUUGUUGUCAUCUGAAAACCCUAAUUUGUUUCCUCUUUGGGUGGUGUUCUAAUUUGAAGAAUCAAUCAUACGUAUGAGCUGGUCGAUAUUGAAUCUGGGACUGUCGUCGAAUUCAAAUCACUUCAUUACUUGUCUUUUGAUCUUUAUUCUUCAUUAUUCACCUCAAUUAAGCCCUACUUUGUUGUUUAAUCUUAAUCAACAUAAUUUUAAUUCUUCAUUAUUAUUAUCAUCAUCAAAUUCAUCUACCACGUCGUUUUUGUCGAAUUCGACCUUAAUUCCUCAGUCUAGUAAUAAUCCCAGAUCAUCAUCAUUCGAUGGAGCUCAGAAACAAGAAUAAUCGCCAAUUACGUCAAGGUCUAUGUUCUUCUGGCAAUGAGGGGAGGCAGGGUGCCUCACCAUCUGUCAUAGUAAUAGGUUCUGGUAUGGCUGGUAUUGCUGCUGCUCGUGCUCUUUAUGACAAUUCUAUUCAGGUUACGGUGCUGGAGUCACGUGAUAGAAUUGGAGGUCGGGUAUGUACAGACUACACAUUUGGUUUUCCAGUUGACCUAGGUGCAUCAUGGUUGCAUGGUGUCUGCAAUGAGAAUCCCUUGGCACCUUUAAUUGGUAGACUUGGCCUACCCCUUUAUCGUACUAGCGGAGACAACUCUGUGUUGUAUGACCAUGACUUAGAGAGCUAUGCCCUUUUUGAUUUGGAGGGGAGUCAAGUACCUCAGGAGCUGGUUGUCAAAGUUGGCGAAACAUUUGAAAAUGUUUUAAAAGAGACUGAAAAAGUACGAGAGGAAUGCAAAGAGGACAUCUCUAUACAGGAAGCAUUUUCAAUUGUCUUUGAAAGGAGACCAGAUUUGAGGUCAGAAGGGCUUGCUCAUAAGGUACUGCAGUGGUACUUGUGUAGGAUGGAGGGUUGGUUUGCCGCAGAUGCUGAGACCAUAUCUCUGAAGUGCUGGGAUGAGGAAGUGCUCCUCCCUGGUGGACAUGGGCUUAUGGUGCGGGGAUACCUUCCUGUUUUAAAUACACUUGCCAAGGGUCUAGAUAUACGUCUGAACCACAGAGUCACAAAGGUCACAAGACAUCAUAACGGGGUGAGGGUAAUGGUAGAAAAUGGCGGUACAUUUAUAGCUGAUGCUGCAGUUAUUGCUGUUCCUCUCGGUGUCCUAAAGGCUAAUACAAUUAGCUUUGAGCCAAAGCUUCCAAAUUGGAAAGAGGAUGCUAUCUCCAAUUUAGGAGUGGGAAUUGAGAAUAAGAUAAUUUUGCACUUUGAAAAGGUCUUUUGGCCAAAUGUGGAGUUCUUAGGUGUAGUUGCAGAAACUUCAUAUGGAUGCAGUUACUUUCUCAAUCUCCACAAGGCUACUGGUCACUCUGUUCUUGUAUAUAUGCCUGCUGGAAAGUUGGCCAAGGACAUUGAGAAAAUGUCCGAUGAAGCCGCUGCAGGUUUUGCUUUUAAGCAGCUGCAAACAAUUCUUCCAGAUGCAUCUGCGCCUAUUCAGUAUUUGGUGUCUCACUGGGGCUCUGAUAUAAACUCUCUUGGUUCCUACAGUUAUGAUACAGUUGGGAAGUCCCAUGAUUUGUAUGAGAGGCUUAGGGUUCCAGUAGAUAACUUAUUUUUUGCGGGGGAGGCCACAAGCGCUAGUUUUCCUGGUUCAGUUCAUGGUGCUUAUUCAACUGGCCUGCAAGCAGCCGAGGACUGCAGAAUGCGUGUCCUGGAGCGCUAUGGCGAGUUAGAUCUGUUCCAGCCAGCCAUGGGUGAUGAAUCAUUCAGCGUCCCCCUCCUUAUUUCUAGAAUGUGAUGAUCAUGGAGGAAUGAUAUUGUUUCUUUAAAGUGGAAUAUUUCAUGUAAUCUGUUGAAAGUGCAGCUUUGGUUAAGCCAAUUGCUAUUCUAUACUUUGUACCUUAUUAUGUUGUAAACAAACUUCUCAAUAUAUAAAUGGAGGACUUUGCUUGUGUGUAAA
Molecule: messenger RNA, 2270 nt
Organism: Chenopodium quinoa (quinoa)
Lineage: Eukaryota; Viridiplantae; Streptophyta; Magnoliopsida; Caryophyllales; Amaranthaceae
Product: probable polyamine oxidase 2
Exons: 10
Coding region: 639-2108 (489 amino acids)
Biological process (GO): polyamine catabolic process
Cellular component (GO): peroxisome
Molecular function (GO): polyamine oxidase activity
Source: RefSeq, a predicted model, not a curated record